AUGACCGAUGGCCCCUUUUUGACGCCACCUCCGCCGCCUCAACAGCGGCCGCACAGCCCUCCACAACCGCCACCUCCGCCGCCCCAGCAGCAGCAGCAGCCGCGGCCGCCACCUCCGCCACCUCCGCCGCCCUCCGCACCCGCCGCCCUCCGCACCCGCCGCCCUCCGCACCCGCCGCCCUCCGCACCCGCCGCCCUCCGCACCCGCCGCCCUCCGCACCCGCCGCCCUCCGCACCCGCCGCCCUCCGCACACGCCGCCCUCCGCACACGCCGCCCUCCGCACACGCCGCCCUCCGCACACGCCGCCCUCCGCACCCGCCGCCCUCCGCACCCGCCGCCCUCCGCACCCGCCGCCCUCCGCACCCGCCGCCCUCCGCACCCGCCGCCCUCCGCACCCGCCGCCCUCCGCACCCGCCGCCCUCCGCACCCGCCGCCCUCCGCACCCGCCGCCCUCCGCACCCGCCGCCCUCCGCACCCGCCGCCCUCCGCACCCGCCGCCCUCCGCACCCGCCGCCCUCCGCACCCGCCGCCCUCCGCACCCGCCGCCCUCCGCACCCGCCGCCCUCCGCACCCGCCGCCCUCCGCACCCGCCGCCCUCCGCACCCGCCGCCCUCCGCACCCGCCGCCCUCCGCACCCGCCGCCCUCCGCACCCGCCGCCCUCCGCACCCGCCGCCCUCCGCACCCGCCGCCCUCCGCACCCGCCGCCCUCCGCACCCGCCGCCCUCCGCACCCGCCGCCCUCCGCACCCGCCGCCCUCCGCACCCGCCGCCCUCCGCACCCGCCGCCCUCCGCACCCGCCGCCCUCCGCACCCGCCGCCCUCCGCACCCGCCGCCCUCCGCACCCGCCGCCCUCCGCACCCGCCGCCCUCCGCACCCGCCGCCCUCCGCACCCGCCGCCCUCCGCACCCGCCGCCCUCCGCACCCGCCGCCCUCCGCACCCGCCGCCCUCCGCACCCGCCGCCCUCCGCACCCGCCGCCCUCCGCACCCGCCGCCCUCCGCACCCGCCGCCCUCCGCACCCGCCGCCCUCCGCACCCGCCGCCCUCCGCACCCGCCGCCCUCCGCACCCGCCGCCCUCCGCACCCGCCGCCCUCCGCACCCGCCGCCCUCCGCACCCGCCGCCCUCCGCACCCGCCGCCCUCCGCACCCGCCGCCCUCCGCACCCGCCGCCCUCCGCACCCGCCGCCCUCCGCACCCGCCGCCCUCCGCACCCGCCGCCCUCCGCACCCGCCGCCCUCCGCACCCGCCGCCCUCCGCACCCGCCGCCCUCCGCACCCGCCGCCCUCCGCACCCGCCGCCCUCCGCACCCGCCGCCCUCCGCACCCGCCGCCCUUUUGCGCCAAACGUGAGGGAGGGCGGCCCAUGGAGGCCGGGGCGAUGCUGCCGCGGUCAGGGCCGCGGGCAGUGGCAGUGGCGGAGGCGGCGGCGGCGGCGGAGGCGGCGACGGCGGGGGCGGUGGUGUCAGGCGUCGAGUGCCUGCGGCGGCGAGAGAGACCAGCAAGGAGUGUGGAGUGGAGUGCGGCGUGGCUUAUGGAUUAA
Molecule: messenger RNA, 1539 nt
Organism: Schistocerca nitens (vagrant locust)
Lineage: Eukaryota; Metazoa; Arthropoda; Insecta; Orthoptera; Acrididae
Product: basic proline-rich protein-like
Exons: 4
Coding region: 1-1539 (512 amino acids)
Source: RefSeq, a predicted model, not a curated record